AAGAUAUAAUAUAGACCAUUAUUAUAUUAAUCUUAAAAAUUCGAAAUGAUGCAUCUCUAUUUUUUUUUUAAUAUUGAUCUCUAUUUUUUUAAAUAUUUAUCUCUCCGCUGAUGAAGCACCAUUGAUCAUCAAAUGUACCCGGUGGUCUUUUCGUUUGGUAGCCAUAUUGAGAAAAAGUCACGCCGAUAAUAUUAAAAAAUGGAGAACGAUUUGGGAACUCUGGUCGACUUGUACAUCCCACGAAAAUGCUCUGCGAGCAAUCGCAUCAUUCAUGCCAAGGAUCAUGCGUCGAUACAGUUGACGUUGGCUGAUGUAGAUCCAGAAACUGGACGCAUGACUGACACACAUAAGAUGUAUGCAAUCUGUGGAGCAAUCCGUCGUAUGGGUGAAUCAGAUGAUUGUUUAGUGCGAUUGACAAAGAAAGAUGGACUUUUACCAAAAAAUUUCUAAUAUAAUUAUAUGACCAAUUAUAAUUUUCAAUAAACUUAAAGAAAAAAAUCUUUUUUGUUAUAUUCUUCUUGAAUUUGAAAUUCCAUCUAUAUGAAUC
Messenger RNA from Camponotus floridanus (Florida carpenter ant), 547 nucleotides. RefSeq names its product 40S ribosomal protein S21 (gene RpS21). The record is from RefSeq and is a predicted model, not a curated record. The transcript is spliced from 4 exons. NCBI's taxonomy places the organism in Eukaryota, Metazoa, Arthropoda, Insecta, Hymenoptera, Formicidae. Gene Ontology annotation, biological process: endonucleolytic cleavage in ITS1 to separate SSU-rRNA from 5.8S rRNA and LSU-rRNA from tricistronic rRNA transcript (SSU-rRNA, 5.8S rRNA, LSU-rRNA); endonucleolytic cleavage to generate mature 3'-end of SSU-rRNA from (SSU-rRNA, 5.8S rRNA, LSU-rRNA); translation. Gene Ontology annotation, molecular function: structural constituent of ribosome. The coding region runs from base 199 to 450 and encodes 83 amino acids. Gene Ontology annotation, cellular component: cytosolic small ribosomal subunit; ribosome.